GUAUGGAGGAGUUCACAGCAGAUGGCGUGUCAGCGCCUUUACCUGGAAGAUGUGCUUUUUAUGUAAUAAAAAAGAAACGAUACUGCAAGAUGAUUGUUGGAAAGGGAAAAACCUUCUGCGGGGAACAUGCAAACGCUGGUGAAGACAGUGAGAAAAAACGAAUAACCUGUCCUCUGGAUCCUAAACACACUGUAUUUGAAGUAAAUUUGGCAAAACACUUAAAGAAAUGUAACUCCAAGGAGAAACCGAAACCUGUUUAUUAUGUGAAGGACAUCAAUGCUGGGUGCACAAGUGAAGAAGAAGAAACGAUAGAGGAGAUAUCCAUCGCUGAUCGAUCCAAAGAGGAGCUGGAUGAACUGAUUUCGAAACUCAAGACUGCUUUACAAGGUCUGAAUACCAAGCUUGAUGAAAACACACUGUCACAUUCUGCUCUAGAUGAGCCUUUAAAUGAUCCAAAGAAUGGAGAUUCUGCUUUUAAACACCUCAAACAACAGGCCUCAAUCCUUGGAAACAUGGAAGCUUUGAAACUGCUCAGCCCAGACAGAUGCUACAUAGAGUUUGGGGCCGGGAAAGGAAAACUGUCCCAUUGGAUUCACAUUGCUCUCAAAGCAGCUGAAAAUGUCCAUUUUUUACUUGUGGAAAGGUCCAGUACUCGAUUUAAGGUAGAUGGCAAACAUAAAAAUGCAGACUCAACAUUUGAUAGGUUGCAAGUUGAUAUUCAGCACAUUGAUUUAAGAAAAGUUCCUCUCCUUAGAGAAAAAGGACUUCCUGUUGUUGGUAUUGGUAAACACCUCUGUGGUGCAGCGACAGAUUUGGCCCUUCGAUGUUUAUUUGAGCAAUCGGGCACAGACGACAAAGAUCAGCCUCCAAGCAAACGCAUUAAACUCCAGCCAAAAGAGGGAGCUGGGGAUGAAAUGGAGCCCAUUCCACCAACCGAACGCGAUGAGCUUGUAGUGUCAGGAUUGGCCAUCGCUUUGUGCUGUCACCACCGCUGCGACUGGAAACACUACGUGGGGAAAGAUUUCUUCAGGCAGCGAGGUCUUGGACCAGAAGAGUUUGCUGCUUUUCAACGCAUGUCAAGCUGGGCCACAUGCGGCAUGAGAAAAUUGAGUUCCAAGAUAUCAGAACAAACAACUCCACAAAAAGAAGAAGAAGAAGAGGAGGAAGAAGAAGAACAUGAAAAGAACGAAGAAGCUGUUCCAGAUAGCCUCAAUGGUGUAAUGCCAGUUGAAGACCGGGAACAGAUCGGACGCCUAUGUAAACUUCUAAUUGACCAGGGGAGAGUUUAUUACCUCCAGCAAAGAGGUUUUGAAUCCAACCUGAAGUAUUACACAAGCAGAGAUGUGUCAUUGGAGAACGUGUUACUAACUGCCGUUCCCACAUCCAAUAAGAAUGGAGAUGAAUUUAAACUGCCUUCUUAAAACAAUCAGUGGGUUACAUAGACAUGACAAAGAACAUAUUAGCCAGCAGUGCUAUGCAGAACAUUUAUGGUUCUUUUUUUAUUUGAUGAGUGUUUAUGGAAUUUUUAUUUGAACUCAUCCACAAACAUUAGUUAUGACAAACAAGCAGGAAACAGGAAGUGAAAUCCAACGAAAGGCACACAGAAUAAAACAUUUUCCAAGUCCAUUUACAAGACAAGAGAAGCACAGAGGACACUUCGCAGGGCUUGGAUGACAACUUGGCUUGAUAAUCCAGAAGAUUAGGCCAAGCCCUUCGACGACAGACAGUAGCCAGCAAGCAAGUCACAAAGACGAUGCUAUCUCUGGCACAGCAUCCAAUGUCACAUUUAGUACCGAUGUGAAAGUUUGGGAUCCUGAAAUGCGUAUUUAAAGCAAAAGUUCCAGAUCUGUUUUAUUUAUGCAAUGUUUUGUAUUAAAGUUCUACCAGUUGUGUACACCGUACAUAUUGAGUAUGACUUAACCUCUUUUUUGGGCCUCUUGAAUGUAGUAGUACAUGAAUUCGUGACCGUACAUCUCCCUGUCGUUAUCUUCCUCGUAUGCAUUCUCUUUUAAAUCAGGCAGUGCAACAAAAGAGCAUUUAAAGCUUAAAAAUCAUAAUCCCAUCAAUCGUAAUAUUGUAAGAACGGUCAAAUCUUACGCCUGUUUAGGUCGAGCAUGUUCUUGCGCUAUAAAUGCUGGAUGCAGCACAACACAUAUAAGAGAACACGGGUGCCAUGAGAUGGGUUCAGAUGGUCUCUUACCACACCCUCCACAGUUUUAUUACAUUUCAGCACAAUGUGAGGACUUUUCAGAUGGUCCUUUACCCACCGUAGGCACAGUUGCCAAUAACUAUAUAAAGUUUAAAUUAAUGAUCUUGAACGAUUUUGCGGUGACGCCAUCAGACCAGCUUAAAUAUGGGACAAAUCAUGGCCCAUAUUAAUUCGAUACAGUACAUUUCAUCUUUAAACCCAGUAGUGGCUGUGACUUGUAGUGAGUGUUUUGAUGCAGACAAAGCCUUCAUGGAAAACAAAGCUUACAUAUGCCCAACGACUUCACCAUUUUGGCCACUUGAGGCAGUGUUUCGAGUUUCAGUUUAUAUUUGUAUAUAUAAAUGUCAUAAGUUGUCACUUAUAUAGUGCCUUUUUUUAACCUUAGAGGUUACCAAAGCGCUUUACACUGUGUCACAUUCACACUCACACUCAUACACCAUGCAAGGCGCUAACCUGCCAUUGGGAGCAACUUAGGGUUCAGUGUCUUGCCCAAGGACAUUUCAGCAUGUGGAGUCAUGUGGGCCGGUAAUCGAACCGCCAACUCUGCGAUUAGCCACCUGAGCCACAGCCGGCCCAUGAUUUUAGCUAUAGAAAACUCAACCUACUGUUUCCAAUUUUAAUGUGAGAUCAAUCUGUGUGAAAGGCUCCAUAGGGAUUAAUUGUUUCUAUUCUCACGGCAAAAUAAAAUUCGUGUUUGGUGUGAAAGCGCCUUGAAAUAUGCAAAUCUGAUUAAAAGGAUCACAGCCUACAUUUAAUUCCUUGGUACUAAAGAUCUUAGAUUUAUUAAAAUUCUGACUGCUUUUAAUAUUGUUGUAUUUAACAGUAACAGAAUGCAAAUGGCAAAUAAAGAUCUGUUUUAUAAAUAUAUUCAGUGAAUGUGUUUGUAGUUGGACUCCAUACAACUCUGCUUGAACAAUUCACAACCGAGUCCUCCAGUUGACCAAUGGCCACAUAACAAAUCAGUUUUUAUCGAUCAUACAGUAACUUCUUAGCCUUUUUAAUGCAAUCGGAUAGCUCUUUAGAAAUCGGUGUACAUGCAAAGCUGUACUUUUGAAGUGCAUUUUUGGGUGGUCUGAUAUUGGAUGAAAUGCUCAUCUCUCUGAAUUCUCUGGUAUUGAUUUUCGGCCGUUCGGUUCCUUCGUCAUAUAGUUUGAGCUGCGUCUCCCAUGUGCUGGAAUCAGUGAUGAUGUGCUUGUUUUUAGCUGUGACUUCCUGUGAUAUUUUCUUUACGAUGAUUUUCUUGCCGUUAGUUUGUCGGAUUGGCCUCCACUUUCUCUCGUCUUGCUUGUGAAAUUAAGUUAUUGUCAUAUGAAUAAUUUCCCAGAUAGCACAUGUACAGCUCUGAGAUCUGUUUUAGACAGUUUCAUUUGGAAAGCAUCACAAUAUAAUUAACAUCUGCUAAAUAUCUUAAAAAGAUCAGAUUUAUACAUUCUAAAUAAACAUCUUAAAGAUGUU
Molecule: messenger RNA, 3664 nt
Organism: Xyrauchen texanus (razorback sucker)
Lineage: Eukaryota; Metazoa; Chordata; Actinopteri; Cypriniformes; Catostomidae
Gene: trmt13
Product: tRNA methyltransferase 13 homolog
Biological process (GO): tRNA methylation
Source: RefSeq, a predicted model, not a curated record